Penaeus chinensis is the source of this 1873-nucleotide messenger RNA. RefSeq names its product C-type lectin domain family 4 member M-like. The coding region runs from base 155 to 838 and encodes 227 amino acids. Lineage: Eukaryota; Metazoa; Arthropoda; Malacostraca; Decapoda; Penaeidae. The transcript is spliced from 6 exons. The record is from RefSeq and is a predicted model, not a curated record.
GCUGGUGAACAGUCUCUUUAGAAUUCAAGAAGUUCCCAGUCCGCAGAAAGGAUGACGCCACUGUUAUAAACGCUGGGGGCGUCGCGGCGAUUUUAGUCUGCGUGGGUCCACCUUGGUUACUUGUUGGAGGCCUAGCUCUUCGCUUCCCCAAAAGAUGCGCCUGGUUGUAGUGUUUCCAUGGAUGGUGGUAGGGACGGUGUUGUCCCUGGAGACCAGUGCGGGCAGCCUCUAUGACGAACACUUUCCACCCCUUCACCCUAAUUGUACCCAGAGCCUCACAGACCUUAUCUUGCUGCGCCAAGAAGUCCAGCUGAAAGAACUAAAGGAGGAGGGAAAAGUGUCUCCAAGGAUCUUGAAGCAGAUAGUAGACAUCUUGACUGACAUCAAAAAUUCUUUAAACCGCACAUCGAGUAAAGUAUCCUGCCCAGGUAAUUACAUAAACUUCGGGGACACCUGUCUGUACCUUGCCAAGGACACCGACGUAACCUGGGAAGCUUCUCGCACCUAUUGCCACGGCUUGGGAGGAGACUUGGCCGUGUUCCGAGACGCCAAUGCAUUCGCAGAGGCUCUUGGAUACGUUAAAGGUUCGGGUAUUCCAGGGACGGCGGACGUGUGGGUGGGCGGGAACGACCUUUCACUGGAGGGGGAAUGGAUGUGGGUCUCUGGAGAAGACAUGCCAAGAGGGACUCCUUUCUGGGGACAUCACAAUAACGCCCGCGAGCCCACUGGCGGAACAUCGCAGAACUGUGCCUUCCUGAAGGGUCAGGACGGCUUCACGAUACACGAUGCUCCCUGUGACUGGAAGCGCAAGCCCCUCUGCCAAAUCAAGCACAUUUAAGGAACUGUAUCGAAUGUGGUGUCUGCCAAUCAAAACGGACCAAGACUUCCAAAUGUCACAAAUCAUGUUUGGUUCAUAUAAAACGCAUUUAAGCAAAUGAUGAAAAGAUUCCUUGCAGUGUAUAAUACACACACACACACACAUACACACACACACACACACACACACAUAUACAUAUAUAUAUAUAUAUAUAUAUAUAUAUAUGUGUGUGUGUGUGUGUGUGUGUGUGUGUGUGUGUGUGUGUGUGCGUAGGUUUGUGUGUAUAUAUGUAUAUAUAUGUAUAUAUAUACACACAUAUUUAUGUAUACACACACACACACAUAUUUCCAUGUUUUAAAAUGCGGUUGCAGAAUUCAUUUUGUACUAUCUUUUGUAAAUAUAUAUAUAUAUAUAUAUUUAUAUAUAUAUAUAUAUAUAUAUAUAUAUGUGUGUGUGUGUGUGUGUGUGUGUGUGUGUGUGUGUGUAUGUGUGUGUGUGUAUGUAUAUGCAUAUGUAUAUGUGUAUAUUUAUAUAAUAUAUACAUAUAUAUAAUGUGGUUUUCUAAACAACUAUGCCACAGUAUUCAACAGGUGUUGUGAUAUCUUUUUUUAGUUUUGAUCCUCUUAGCCGGAAGGGAGCGUGUUGGAGUGUUGUGUAAGAUCUAUUUGUGCACUAAAAUAAAGCAAAAACGAGACCCUUAUCUUAACAGGAGUCAAGUGGAAAUCAUUUCAGAACCAUUGGAAGGAAGUAACUAAAAGAUUACCUAUUCAUGAAUGAACAUCAGUAUAGUAUAUAUAUAUAUAUAUAUACAUAUAUAUAUGUAUAUAUAUGUAUAUAUAUAUGUUUAUAUGUAUACACAUAUACAUACACACACACACUAAUAAGGUAAAGUUAAUCAAUUAAUACAUAAUUAGUAAAAUUGCUACUGUUGGCUACGGUAACUAGGCAGUUCCCCCCCCCCCCUCACUGUCCUUGAGUUCCUGGGGGGGGGGGUAUUUGUGUAUUUUGGUAUGUUUUGGUGAAGGUAUAAAUAAAAAUAAAUUGUAAUUAAAUGAU